GGAGUGGGAGCACCUGUUCUUCUCCAAUGCAAAAGUAACCGAAAACCCCAAAUUACAACCACCACCAGAUUGGAGUGGUGAAGCAAAUGGAGAAACCAAUGUUGGGUUGUUGGACAAUUCUGGUGGUAGUGGUUGCUCUGAGUCUGAGCUCAUGAACCCAUCUUCGUCAAGAAGCUCGAAAUCUGCUUCCAUCAAUUCAUCUUCCAAUAGGGAUAGCAAAACAUCUAUCUUCACCUUAGAAAGUUCCCAAGAUGAUUCCAGUGGUAAAAAAGAAGAGCUGGUUGAAAACUCUCAUUCGCAUGAGCCCCCUCCUGGCUCUGGCGAACCGUUGCUUACUCUAAAGCUUGGUAAACGCUUGUACUUUGAAGAUGUUUGUCCGGGAAGUGAUGCCAAGAAGAACCAGUCUUCCUCAGGUGCUCCGAUUCAAGCUGUGAGUAGUGGAAAGAAAUCUAAGUCCAAUGCUCAGAACAUGCAAUAUCCAUGCUGCCAGGUUGAAGGUUGUGGCCUUGACCUCUUGUCAGCUAAAGAUUAUCAUCGCAAACAUAGAGUUUGUGAAAGUCAUUCCAAGUCUCCAAAGGUGGUUAUUGCUGGUUUGGAACGUCGAUUUUGCCAGCAAUGUAGCAGGUUCCAUGGUCUGUCAGAGUUUGAUGAAAACAAAAGAAGCUGCAGACGGCGUCUUUCAGAUCACAAUGCACGGCGCCGGAAACCUCAUCCUGAAACUGUCCAGUUAAAUCCAUCAGAUUUGACUCCCUCGCCUUUUGUUGGGAGGCAACAGAUUAGCCCCUUCACUUAUACAACGAGCGGAGCCGCGACCGCGAAUACAGUUUGGCAAGACAUGCGGCGGAGCAAGCAGCUCCCCCAGACGAAAGAUUUUCUGUUGAAGGCUGUGAAAGGCAACAAUGAGAUACCAAGUAUUGUGAGCAUGGUGACAGAGGAUGAUUCCAAAGGCAUUGCAUUUGCAAGCAAGACUCUUAUACUUUUAACAGAUUGAUUCAAACUCACUCUCUCUGAUAUUUCUUGUUUGUUUACCUGAGUCUUUAUUUUCAGGUGUAGAGGAUUCAACUACGUGCUCUGAUACUCAAGAUUUCCAGAGUGCUCUCUCUCUUCUGUCAACCGAGUCUCAUCAGCCUCAGCGCUUGCCUCUUGCUUCCUCGGAAUACUGGCACACUGAUCAACACCCAUUGGCUUCCACCAUGUGGCUCACCUACCCAACUUGCGACGACACCAUCACCAACCGCUCUCAGGAAUUUCAGCUCUUACGAGAACCUUAUGAUUCUGCUUUUAGUUAUCACCACUUGGAUUAACAAUCCUCUUUCACCCUCACUCACAAGGUUAGCUCCAAAUUCUGAAAACUUGAGGUUGCACACAUUUUGGGUUCUUAUUCUUGCAGUUUUGCAGCUUUAGGCUUUUCUGCAAGCACACCAAGUCGCUAAUUUGUUCCCCUUUUUUUUUAUAUAAUUUUAACGCACUUUUGUUUUGCUGCCGGGGACAGAAUGCUUUUAUGAAACAUUCUAAAAGAUUAAAUUAAGGUUUCAUUCUUUAAAGAAAAUUGCUUA
Molecule: messenger RNA, 1556 nt
Organism: Arachis ipaensis
Lineage: Eukaryota; Viridiplantae; Streptophyta; Magnoliopsida; Fabales; Fabaceae
Source: RefSeq, a predicted model, not a curated record